UGAUAUAACCAAUACGUAAUGCGUUGAGCUAGUCACUUGAAGCUGCGACCCCAGUAAGCAAUGACGUAAACGUAACCGGCCAUCUCCAUUAUGAUCGUUACGGGUUAUUUCUUUAGCCGGAUACGCAUUGCCCUGCUUCCUAUUUGUGGAUUAGUUAUGCUUUAUACACUAUGGACGUCUAACACCACACAACAAGGUUUAGCUGAAUCAGACGCUGGUCAGUCCUCUCCGAUAGACGUUCCUGUAGUACGCCGGGAGUCACAUAAGACUAGCAUGGCCAGUACACUGCCAACGCCAGAACCGUCUUUGGAACAUCCCAGUAACGUUACAAAGGGUUAUUUGGUUUAUGACUGCAGUCAUCGGUGGCCAGGAUCCUGUGGCGGCUGGUCAGACAGAAUUUCCGGGAUUUUAUCGACUUACGUACUGGCAAUAUUGACCAACAGACAAUUUCUGAUCAAUGUUGACAAUCCUUGUCCACUUGAAAAUUACUUUGAGUCGAAAUUAUACGACUGGCGAUACAACAAAACACUUUUAGGACAUAAACCAUCUAGUAAUUACUAUUUGAAAGAUGAUCAAGGAUGGAAAAUCAUGAAGAUAUUAUUGACAGCUAAAUCUGCCAAACCAAUAAAGGAUUUCUUCACUGCCCACGUCAGCUUUGUGCGUAUUAACUGGGACAUGACUCGGGAGUUCCGAAAGUUCUACCACGUGGAGAAUUACGUCCCUUGGAUAACACGACUCCAUUUUGCCGAUAUUUAUCGUUAUAUAUUCGACAUAUUUUUCCAGCCAAAGCCUUUCUUGCUCGAUAUAAUAGACACCGUUCAAAAAAGCAAACAUAAAAACGCAACGUUUUGUGCUCACCUAAGGAUUGGAAGAAGCUCGACACUUCCUAACGACAACGUACGGACAAAACCGGAACACAUCCAUAUUAUGCUCGACUUCAUAGAGACCAUCGACAAAAGUAAACAUGAUUUAUUUUUAGCUACCGAUUCAGAAAAAAUACUACAUGAAUUUGAAACUAAAUAUUCCAAAAACUCCAUUCUAACUGUCCCAGGAAGGAUAACACAUAUAGACCAAACUAAAACAGGCGAUGUGUGUGAUGGAUUUCAGAAACAACUUCUCGAUUUUCUUUUUCUGCGAACUUGUGACAAACUCGUAAUUUGUGAGAGCGGGUUCAGUAUGAUGGCCGCCUAUUGGCGGGAUAUCUCCGAGGGACUAUACUGUUGGACUCCCUACACAGUCGUCCCCUGCUCCCGGUAUACCGUACAUGACUUUUUCCCAAAACCGUUAUUGAGUUCUCCGCGAUGAGUUUCAUCUUCUAUUUCACCUUAUAUAAACAAAUUUUCCAUGCUUAAAACCGCGAUGACAAUCAUAUACCAAGACUGUAGUCCGCAUAUGUCACUUCCGGUACAAUCAACAUAGUCUAUGACUGACUACAACGUCUACACACAAUUUAUAAUGGCGUCUCAUCGUUUAGUUGUUACUUCCGGUCUUUUACCCACAACCCAAAGCCACUUGUAAGUAAUAUGUCGUCACUUCCUGUUCAUAAUAUGCAAACACCGCAUUCCCUUGUAACUAGUUACUACUUCAAUGACAACAAGUAAUUUUACACUGUCUUUAUAUGCGUAAAACAAUCCUAAUAGUUUCUUAGAAGAAAGUGACAUUACUUCCGGUACAACAGGUUUCAAUAUAUUAUGCAACACACACAACUGCGCAUUACAAUUUCCUAAGUAAAUGAGUUGGCACUUCCGGUAAAUAACACAUUGUCAUUAUAAUACUUUGCGCCCUUGGAACGGAACAGCUAAUUAAAGGUGACUACACAUAGGGCAUGUAAAGUACAAUAUUACUGGUCACGAUAGCAUGACACCGACCCCUUUAAAACCGAUGCAAUUACAUUAUACGAUUUUCUUUUCUACGCCAUCAACACACAAAAGUCGAGAAAUGUGAUGCCACGGUCACUGUCACGUUGCUGUCAUCUUGAGAUUGAUUUUUUAAGAAGAGAUAAAGCGAUAUUUCAUAAAAUUCCAGAAUUGAUAGCCUUGUUUCGAUUUAAAAAAAUCAGGAAUGACAAUUCUGAUUACUUCUGUACCGUCAUGACAGGAAAAUGAUAUGUUAAGGCAGAAUCCUUGUCAAUGUGCUGAGGACUAUUUCAAGCCAUCUUGUUUGAGUAUAAUUGAUAUUCAGGUGUGUGUUUCCAAAAGAAGUAGUCGAUGUGAUGACAUUCCCUCGCGCGUUGUUAGAAAUGACAGUAUUAAGAGCCAUUUUAUCUAUCAAUUACGCCGUUCUUUAUUCAUGUUAAACCACCGCACGUGAAACUGAUAGACACAUCAGUAUAUCUGGCCAAUUUAUAUUACAUUUUAAAUAUGCAGAUUGCAAACACAAAUGUCACAUUCGAUUACUUUUCCUCUUCACAUAUAUGAAAGUAACAGUAGUGAAAAUGAUUUUCAUAAAUAUAUUUUAUAUGACGUGUUCCAUUUCGGCCUCAGCUCCUCCUAAAUAGAAUGAAUUGCCAUGCAAGACUGAUUGUUUCUAGACUUUUGUUUCAUUUUGUUAUUGACUGUGUUCUUGAAUUGUCUAUCAGAAUGUACAUCACAACCAUAUCUCAAUAUUUACAUUCUGUAUGC
Molecule: messenger RNA, 2621 nt
Organism: Mizuhopecten yessoensis (Yesso scallop)
Lineage: Eukaryota; Metazoa; Mollusca; Bivalvia; Pectinida; Pectinidae
Exons: 2
Coding region: 91-1305 (404 amino acids)
Source: RefSeq, a predicted model, not a curated record